Messenger RNA from Fusarium graminearum PH-1, 177 nucleotides. RefSeq lists its product as uncharacterized. Lineage: Eukaryota; Fungi; Ascomycota; Sordariomycetes; Hypocreales; Nectriaceae. The record is from RefSeq and is a predicted model, not a curated record. The coding region runs from base 1 to 177 and encodes 58 amino acids. The transcript is spliced from 3 exons.
AUGGUAAAGAUACGUUUAUUGUUCGUGAGCAAGACUAAUGACCAAAAACACUCCCCGUUUCCCCCCAGACGCCAAGGUCUAACAACUCAUGCAUUCAGGGUUCCCCAAUCCGUUGGCUGUAGAAAGAAUCCCGAGGUCAAAGACGCCAGAGUACGUCAAAUAUGUAAAGAGCGAUAA